UGCAGCAGCAAUCUUUGCCCAUUCGGAAUUUUAUCUGGAACAGAAAAAUCAUUUGCGAUCGCGAUCUUGUCUUUGAAAUCUACAUUUACCUCAUCAUCAAUGCCAUAACAUUUCUGCAGUUUUUGAUAACUGACAACAAGAGCGUUUGCGAAGAAGGACUUUAGGAGUUUACACAUUUGCUAAGAAUUAUCUUUUAAGCUGUAAUUACAAUUAAUUUAGACAUCAAUCAGUGUCAAGUGUAAAGUGCUUUGAGUAAAAGGAAAUAUCCCUAGUCAUGAUUCAAUUAACUAGCUGAUUGCUAUAGAGAAAAGCAAUGGUAAGUUCAACCAGUUUCAGUUUAGAAAGCCAACAUGAAGACUUUGGAGUGCCUGACCCGCCGUUUCCUGGAAGUUAUCUUCUCUCUACUGGCCUUGGUUCCACUUCCUCCUAUUUCGCAGUUGGGAUGGCUGUUUUUAUCAUUGGCCAUUCGCUGCUGUUGGAUAGUUUACAUUAUAUAUUUGCUGGACGUUGCCGUCAGCUUUUCGUGGGUGGCCAUCGAAAGUGUGGGAAAUGCAGUGGGCACCAUGCUGUUCGUGGGAAACUCCGUGCUGGGAUUUGCGCUCCUGCUGGAGAGUGUCCUGAAGCAGAAGACCCACAGCCAGCUGGAGGAUCUGCGAGUCCAGACGGAGUUGCAGCUGCAAAGACUUGGAAUGUUCGGCAGAUCUCGCCAUGCGGCAUACCUAUUGCCACUAAUUGGAGUGCAGUUUACAUGUGAUCUCGUGAGACUUGUGACCAAUUUCGGGGAGCCGGUAUCGCCCGUGUUUAAUAUUUCCUUACCACUAAUGUGGCUACUUCGGUAUCGAUAUGUCCAGCUGGUGCAGCACGUCAUGGAUCUGAACCAGAGAUCGAUCCAGUUGCGCCGAUCCCUGUUGUGCUUGGCCUCUGGAAAUGAUCUGUGGCAGCCCUACGGAGUCCACGAGUUCCUUCAACUCCAGGCCCUGCGCACCACCUACGAAAGGAUCUUCGAGUGCUACGAAACCUUCAGUGACUGCUAUGGAUGGGGAAUGCUGGGACUCCAUUUGCUGACCAGCUUCCAGUUUGUGACCAAUGCCUACUGGAUGAUCAUGGGCUUGUACGAUGGCGGCAAUGUCCGUGCACUGAUCUUCAACGGAGCCACGGGGAUCGACUUUGGCACUCCGAUUGCCACUCUAUUUUGGCACGGCGAUUCAGGUGCGGAAAAUGGCCGUCAAAUCGGUUGUCUAAUUUCGAAAUUGGUAAAACCGCAGGGCAGCAAACGAUACAAUGAUUUGGUGAGCGAAUUUUCGCUGCAAACUCUGCACCAGCGAUUUGUGGUCACCGCCAAGGAUUUCUUCAGUCUCAAUCUGCAUCUGCUCAGUAGCAUGUUUGCAGCUGUGGUCACAUAUCUGGUCAUUCUCAUACAGUUCAUGUUUGCCGAAAGGAGUUCAAAGCGAAGUAGCGGAUGAGAGAAUCCAGUUAACAAUAGUAGAAUAAAGUCUCGUAACAUAUAUUGCAUAUAUAUUUCCUAGUUUCAUUUCCCAAAAGAGUCUGGAGAGUUUGCAGCCUGAAUG
Drosophila simulans is the source of this 1568-nucleotide messenger RNA. It is a transcript of the gene Gr23a, whose product is annotated as gustatory receptor 23a. Gene Ontology annotation, biological process: sensory perception of taste. The transcript is spliced from 3 exons. The record is from RefSeq and is a predicted model, not a curated record. Gene Ontology annotation, cellular component: dendrite; axon; membrane. The coding region runs from base 351 to 1463 and encodes 370 amino acids. Lineage: Eukaryota; Metazoa; Arthropoda; Insecta; Diptera; Drosophilidae.